This is a messenger RNA of Amoebophrya sp. A25, 7346 nucleotides long. NCBI's taxonomy places the organism in Eukaryota, Dinophyceae, Syndiniales, Amoebophryaceae. The record is from the annotation of a GenBank genome assembly.
CAAGAUGAGAAUACUGAAAGGGUAAAGUAAUGGUAGCGGGCUGGAGUUUCUUGAUUUUCGCAGGUUGACCACCAUGAGGACACUAGAGAGCAAUGGGAUGGCCGCGAUUCUCCCCUCUGCGAAAAUGAAGGCGCACCUGGUCGGGAUGAGAACGCAUUGCCAACUGAGGGGACGAGCGAAACAGCUCUUGCGCUCUCAGUGCGACCGAAUUAUCCGCUAUCACCCUCGCAUUACGCGGACGAAAAUCGGAGGACGAAGAUUGCAUCGACUGACUCUUUUGGGAGCUGCAGUUUCAAUGCAGCUUUGCGGUACCUUCGUUGAAGGACUCUUUUACCCAACGAAAGAUCCUCUCCUCAACGCAGAUGAAUCCUCCGAACAACCAACGUUCAGAUGGAGCAGUGGAUCCCGGCCUUUCUCGCCGCAAGCACGCUCUGCAGCCUCAAGGACCACGUCGGCAGCAUCGUCUACGUUUGGAGCACGUGACCAAAGCGAUUACGAAGGCAACACGAUUCAACAACAGGUAAAGGUAUCUAGUACAACUCAAACUCUUGUUGCAAAAGAAAGUAGCGGUAGGACGCCUGCGACCUCGGCAGCGGCUAUAAGAGAAGACUCUCGAGGACGCACACCCAGUACUGGUCUGUUGAUAAAAACCGAGAGCGAUGAAGCACCGACGCGGCAGUCACUGUCACAGCGCAUGAGCAAUAAUAUCGAUGCUACGUCGCGAACAGAAAGAACGCGAAGUAGUACAUUAGCUUCCUCGACGUCGCUGCAGCAAAGCAGGCAAAUUCCUGUGCAACUCGGCGGGCUUUCGGCAGAGGACACGGAGCCAGAUCAUGCUCGUUUCUGGAAAAAAUCUCCGACUGCAUUAAUUGCCAUCUCCUCAACGAAGACAGAAACAGCAGCUGCCAUAGAGUCCAGCUUGUUUUCCACUUCCACAUCGUUCCUGCGGAACAUAGUCUUUGCGGGUCCACUCUUUCUGGCGGAGACCGUCGCUCCUUUACUCCAGCUCAUCUCUUCUACAUCAUUCUACCUCCCCGCAGUGAUGCUCCUUGUCCUCGCCUACGUAUUCGUCUGCGCACGCAAAAUGAACAUCUUCGGGUCGUCCGCGUCCUCGUCCACCUCAAUAAGUACAGGUGGCCUCAAUCCCAAUUGCCCGACAACUAGCGCUCCUCGUGGUAUCAACCAUGUUGUCACCAUCAGCGACGACUUCAGUAGAAGUGCUGCAGUUGAUGGAAGACGUAAUAUCGACAACGAAGAAGGUCUGGAGGUAAUUGAAGUUGCAGUUGGGGCUGCCGACGAGAAGAAAAAUCUGACACAGCAACCUAGUCCUAGCGGCUCGGAGCUGCUCUUCAUGAAAUCCGAAAUACGGUGUAAAUUGAAACUUGGAGGAGGAGCAUCGGCCUCAAAUGCUGUCAAGUUUAUGACAGGAACCAGUCUUAAAGAUUAAAAGUUCGCCUCUCCAUAUGCUUUAUUCCCUUUUCGUAAUUGAAUAUUAGUAUAGUACGUAAACGCGAAACAAUAUUUAUCUUCAACAAACUCAGACUGGAACUUCAAUGAAGAGCUUCAUGAAAAGCGUUGAGGAUGGACGUGUGCAUCCCGUCAACGAGGGACGAUUGGUUUACGUCACCGGGGAGAGUGAGACGGGGGAUGUUUUGACGGACGACGUGUUUGGCUCGGCAAUCCAAGUAAAGAACGCUAUGCGACUCACCCGCACCGUGGAAAUGUUGCAGUGUUAAGCCAACUAUUUCCAUAGAUACUAAACCGGACAACAAUCGAAGAUUCAGAUUUUUCUCAAAUUCAAACAAGUUGGUAUAGGAAAUCAAGAAAGUUACUAGACUUGAGCGCCCGGUAGCACUCCUUCCACUAGGAUCAUCCACCCGCGGCACGCACUUCCCCCGCCCGGCAACCGUCUGCAGCCUAGGCGUUUUACACAAAGUUUGUGACUUUAGCGCCCACGAAUUAAACUAAGUCGCAGCGUGCUCUAUUUUAAUAAAAGCUCGACGGCGUGCCGGAGGGUCGUGUGUUGUGUUUGUUGGUUGAUUAGAAAAGGAGCGGAAAAAUUUGCGAUGGGGGUCGCAUGUUUUCGGUUCCAGUGUCUUCGGCUCGGGUGUUUUCGGUUCGGUGUGUGUUGGGUUUGGAUGUUGGAGGGGUCGUUGUUGAUUUUUUGCCUAUCUCUUUCCCAUUAUGAUUUCGGUUGAAAUGUGAUAAAAUUUAUAUAAAUAUAAACUUCUCGGCAUCGCCAUGAAUUUUCGAAAAAUUUCAUUUUUUUUAAGUUCAAAUUGUGAAGGUUUUGACUUUAUUGCGUAGUGAUCAUCUACAUCUGUUCUUGUUGUCGUUCUCGCUUCGCUUCAUCAUCUCGUCCACAUCUCGUUUCAUUAGCGAUCACUUGGCUUGGGAUGUUGGUUCUGUCUCUGCGGAGCAUCGGUGAGCACAGUCCUGCAAGGAUUGGCGGUCUUCUAUGAUUGAGUUGGGGGUGGCGCCUCGUCUCAUGAGAAGCCGGGAGCUAUAGGCUGCAGGGGGUGCUCACGGCCUAAGCCCUGACCCUCUCUAUCACGUUGUGUGAUAUGCUCAUCGGUCUGUUCUGUUCUGUUAGUUUCUCUUUCAUUAUCUUUACCUCCGAUCAGUAUCCCCCUCCUCUGACUCUCUCGCUCACUCUCCACCACCUAUACUUUAAUUAGACAAUUAGAAAUUACCUAAAUAUAACUGAGAGUAAUUACGGUUAGAUCGAAGCCAGAUCUUUGCUGGCUUGCCUUCUCUUUCCUCCCAAAACCUCUUAGGAUGAGAGAACAGAAAGGAAGACUUGAGCUUCAACGCAAGAAGUGGACUAAUGGCUUACUAAUGCAAGCGCCUACAAUCUAAACAUUUCAUCACUCUUUUUAUUGCGUAGGUUUUAAAUUUAGCACCCAUCUGCGUGAAAUCUGACCAAGUCCAUAAGUUCGGAAGGUCUUGGCAUCGCCUUGAAUUUUCGAAAAAUUUCAACUUUUUGAUUUCAAAUUGUGAAAAUUUUGAUUUUAUUGCGUAGAUUUUAGAUUUAGUACCCACUUGCGCGAAAUCUAACCAAGUUCAUUACCCACCUGCGCGAAAUCUAACUAAGUCCAUAAGGUCGCACGAUCUUGCCAUCGCCAUCAAUUUUCGAAGAGUUUCAAUUUUUUGAGUUCAAAUUGUAAAAAUUUUGAUUUUAUCGCGUAAGUUUUAAACUUAGUACCCAUCUGCGCGAAAUCUAACCAAGCUCGUAAGUUCUUCAGUUCUUAAGAUCCUCAUAUAUUAUAAGUUCCUAAGGUCAUGAGUUCAUGAGUCAGAAGUGGAAGAGUGAGAGUUAGGCGGGGUCGUUGUUUGUUUUUUUAUUUAGCUCGUAAUAUUGAAGCUAUAGAUACUAGUCCAAUUUGGAACUACCCCGUCUUGCAUUAGUUUUAGCUCUAAUACUGGGUGCGCCGGGAUCACGUCUGUACAACAGGGACCUCAAACGCUGCACAUGCGCGAGCUCUCGCUGCACGAAUACGAUCCGGCGUCUUCGCCAACAGAGAUGAUAUGACUUUACCUAUUCAAACGAGAUCAUAUUUCCUCGCUGCAAUCUAAAUGUUCCCUCGAGCAGGACUAGGACUAGCUGUAACUUUAUUGGAAAAAAAAUCGGAACUGCGUCAUAUUGAUCAGGUGCAUCUGCAUGGUCUACAAAAAUUCAUAGUACGAGGGAAUGAAACAAGCGUUAUGGCUGUCUUGCGGUUGCCAAAGUAUGUACCUCCAUCCUGAAACCUCUAAAAAGCGAUCGAGUACGGCCUCGAGAAGUAAUGCUCAGGCAGCAACUCGUCAAGACGAAAUUUCUGCUCUAACGCAGCAACGCGACGACUUCAUCCCCUCGGAACCUAGUACGAGACCUCGAUCGCCCCAUUUGUCUGAACACUACUUUGUUUAAGAACAGUAAAACUUCUUCCAUUUCAUAGAUUUCAUUUCAUUGCAACUGAGUAGAACAAGCAUCCAUGUCAUAUUUCUUAAGCACCAACGACUCGGAUCUUCUCUUGGGAGAAAAAUACUAGGACAAAAAUAGGGAUGCAUCUUGCUCCUGCAGUGUUGAAGGAUCAAAUCAAUUAUUCUGCACCAACUCUUCUCUUCUAACCUAUCACAGAGUGGCUGUCUUUUCCAGUGGAUUGCUCUGAGUUUCCGGCCGACUACAGCAAUCCAACGUUUCCUCCGGAGCUUCUUUCGGAAGAUGGGGGCUUAGGAUCAUCAACUAGGACUAGCGUCGCGCAGACGCUCAAAAUCGAUGAAUUCGAACUAGACUUCUCAGCUCUGGCGACUGCGCAGUCACAGGCAUCUAGAAUAGCGGGCAACCACGCCGACCAAAUGGAGGGAUACAGCAGUGAUCCAGACAAAGACUAUCUUCGGUACCCAGUAUCCUUUCUAUUUUUAUUUCAUCCAAGCCCAUUAACACAAGCUGAUGAUGGCAACAUCCACUUAUCAUGAUUCGGGAUCAUUUCUUCAUUGAUUAUAUUGACACGUUUUAUUUCCAAAUUCGAUUUCGAUUUCCUUUAACUUCUGGACCAACCCUCCCACAACGAUACAUAGGGAGCCUACGUGGCACGGAACACGACGAGCGACCACUGUAGCGGCAUGCGGUCGUGUGGAGGCGUUGGGUCGCGUCUUCGAGCCAGCAGGCGGAAGGUUCACGUUGCGAUCAGGAAGUGGCACCGUUGUCGGAGACAUUCGCUUAUGAAUGAGAAAAUAUGAAUAUGAAAAUAUAUGAUAAGUAGAAAAAAGUUCGAUCUCGCGUCAUUAAGUAUCUGUUUUUUACUUUCAGCAGCUCGCGUGAAAUCAAGAAUUUUUGUUUGAUGUAGUUGUAGCGCAGAUUCAAAAUGAUGAGGAAGACGGUGCAACAGGAGAAACUUUCAACAAAAAACUUCAAGUGAUGUCGUCUCUAAUCUAUGUCCGUCUCGAAAAAGUUAACUGUGGUCCAUGCAGUGUAGUUGGUCUGCAGAGAGGUAAAAAUCUCGUUCCGUUUGCGUAUGAGAAGUAUUUCGAGACUUCUCAAGAACAACUACAUGGGAAAAAGACGUCAAUCCCCAGGUUGAAGGGCUGCGGAGGUUGUGCCUUUCUCUCUUCCACUACUCCCAUUUGCGGUGCCUGGCUCUCGUGGGCCUCGUGCGGCCAAGAUGUGAUAACCGACGCCGAGAACAAGCAAGCGCAUGUUAACCUUCUCGAUCGCGAAGAGGCCCGCCGAUCAAGACAUCGACCGCACCCGGCGGAACAUAGUAGUUACGGAUUGUUGCGCAACUCCAACUGCAUCUAUUCCGUUAGAGAACACGGUAUCUCUAUCGUCGGAUGUCCUCUUUGAGGCGUAUAUAUGAUACAGGGACGCACGGCAACCCCCACGUCACUCGGGGGGGCGCUCCCCUGAACCCUGGAACCUAUAUGAUUCCCGCUCAAGGGGAGGCCCGCGCCAAGUUUUAAAGCUUUCCACCACUAGAAUCCGCGGAAAUGCGCGCGGAAAAGCGCGCGCGCGCGCGCCACCAGAGACCAGACCACAGGGGGGGCACCGUCCAGCCCUAAAGCAUAUAUGUGCAAAAAAGUAAUAUGCGAGCACGAUAACGGCCAAGAUCCUCGUUCUUGAUUUCGAUAUAGACUGGAUCUACAACUUCUUUCGCUCCACCUCCUUCUCAUACAGUGCUCUAAGAUGGCGAUUUAAACAGCAAAGGGGCUUCAAAAUACUGCGACUUCUUUUCCAUACCCGCAGCUCCACUAUUGCGCUAUCCGAAUUUGUUGUUCUCGACAUUGUUCCGAUAUUUUCCCAGGCGAGCCGAUAUUCAAAUGCCCCCGCUUUCUAUUUCGCCAAACGGGUGCCCACUCCUAUCUUCCGAUGACAACAGUGCUAGGGGGGCUAACCGCAUCGACACUGCCACCACUGCGAGGAACGUGCGUGCUUUUUCGGCUCUGUUCGUGUUCCCGCAAAAGUCGGCGCCCGGCAGCGCAGCUAGCAGGCACCGCAGUAAACAACCAGCACGAACGGCAGCACAUAGUAACCACUUGGUCUUGAGGCCACAUGAAAGCCAAUCAACCGACGAGGAAGCGCUGAUCGCACGUGAUCCUGCUUCGCCAUCGCCAGGUUGCCUCCGUCAGUCAAGACAUGAAGAUGGAGGAACAAGUGCACUAUGCUUGGAAUUCUCUCCUCCUGGCGAUGGAGGAGGUAGAGAACCUCUAAACCAUGAAGUCUUUCUCCUAAGCGAUCGCCGAUUAUCCAUCGAUGAGCUUGCAGACAGUCUCUGACAAGCUUGCAGAGUGCAUCUUCUUCUCAAAGCGAGCAUUAGCAUAACUAAGUACAUGAAGUUGAAGAUAUAGAUGGAGCCAGAUGAAAGUGAAACUGAAAAGGUUUCGCGCUGCGGUGCUAUCAGAGGUAUCGGUGGGCACUGAGCGCUUCCGCUUUCUUAACAUGAAUACCUUUGUUAUACAUCAAUCUUUCUAGAGCUAAACCUAGACCCAGUGUGAUCACAGGACUUUGAUAUAUUCCUUUCGUUCUUAAUGACAAUGACAUUUAGAGGACUUGUGGUCUUCUUCAACAUUUGCUGAGAAAAAGCAUUGCUCACCUUGACCAUUUUCUCUGACAAUUUUAUAUGGUAUUUGGUAGAUGCAAUGGCCUCCUCCGAGGAUUGUGCAAUAAUCUUCAUCCUACAGGUGAUGAUUGGAGGUGAAUCGUCAAUACCUUGAUGGCAUAUUCCCUGCGUUUCCAUGUCUCAAAGACUACGAGUCGUACGAACAAUAAAGACAAACUCCAACCAGAUCGAUAUCUAUACCUGAUUAUUGCACCGAUAGAGCGCAAUUUUGUAAAUCUCAUUACUGAAUCAUCUCCAUAUCCUGGAGAUGCGUUGGAGAAUUGUUUAUUCCAGAUUGCAAGCUGUUUCUCGGUACUGAGAACGUAUCAUGGAUUCUUUUAGCCAUGAGCAGAAAUUUUUUUAGUUGAGCAGAACAUAUCAAUGAUUCCACAGUUAUUCCUUGUGUCUAUACACCGUACACAUAUGGCGUGAAAAUUAUACUAUUACUAGUUUAACAAAAUUAUAUAUAUGCCUCUUAGGAUUCAGUCUCACCAUGCUCCGAUUUGUUGCGAACCUAAAAUAACAGGCAACACCUAUCACCAAACAUCUUGGGGAUAGCUCUAUCUAGACAUAAAUUCGGACAUUUGCUGUUCUUCAUAUUAUACAGAUGCAUGCUCAAGGGACGAAAUCAAUGACAAAAAGCGCACGUCGUCGUUCAGGUUCAUUGUUGAAGCAAAUGUAUCAUGACUUAUUGGCAUGAUUUUUCUGUCAUAAAAAUGAAAGAAUUUCAACGUCGCCUGCGCCGCUAAAGUGACGGCUUCUAUUGCC